Lachnellula hyalina is the source of this 756-nucleotide messenger RNA. It is a transcript of the gene pps1, whose product is annotated as CDP-diacylglycerol--serine O-phosphatidyltransferase. The record is from RefSeq and is a predicted model, not a curated record. Gene Ontology annotation, biological process: phospholipid biosynthetic process. The coding region runs from base 1 to 756 and encodes 251 amino acids. Lineage: Eukaryota; Fungi; Ascomycota; Leotiomycetes; Helotiales; Lachnaceae. Gene Ontology annotation, molecular function: phosphotransferase activity, for other substituted phosphate groups. Gene Ontology annotation, cellular component: membrane. The transcript is spliced from 4 exons.
AUGUCGAAAAGAACCACUGCCAAUGCCCCAAAUGGCUCAUCGAAAGACUCAACAGUUGGUGAACCUGCAGUUGACAAGCAAAAGAAGCUUCUCGCUGAAGAUACUGGGCAUUUCUCUAUGAUCAGGAUGCUGCAUCUUGCAGAUUUCAUCACGGAACUCAACGGAUUCUGUGGUGUCAUGUCUGUCUUCUCCUCCAUGCGCUACUGCCUCGGCCCGCCCUCUGCACACGCAAACUUAUGGGCAGCCUUGGCAUUAAUGCCCUUCGGUCUGUUCUUCGACUUCAUGGAUGGGAAGGUCGCGAGAUGGAGGAAGAAGAGCAGCCUCAUGGGCCAGGAGCUUGACUCUCUUGCUGAUUUGGUGCGCUUCACAACAUACACUUGUGCGACCGUUUCGUUUGGUGUCUCGCCAGCUGCAGCUGCCUUUGCCAUUGGACUCCGUACGCCCGUCGAUCACCUCUUCCUUACUUUCUUCGUUCUGUGUGGCCUUACACGCCUGGCGCGCUUCAAUAUCACCGUAGCUAACGUCCCGAAAGACGCAACCGGAAAGAGCAAAUACUUUGAAGGUACUCCCAUCCCUACAUCGCUAUCUAUUGUGGCUUUGAUGUCAUACUGGGUUGGUCAGGGAUGGACUUUGGAUAACUUGCCUUUGGGUACCUGGGCGAGCGGCACUGUCUUUGAAUUUCACCCUAUCGUAGGACUAUUUGUUUUAAGUGGGGUUAUGAUGACGAGCAAGACGAUACAUAUUCCUAAGCCAUAA